AUGUCUUCUCCUUCCAAGACGAAGGAGGUUUUCUCCUCGGAUGAAGAGGGCCCAGCAGCUGGUGCCGAGGAUCAUCACAAAAUCAAAGUCUCCAGUUUGCCUUUCAGCGUGGAAGCGCUCAUGUCCGACAAAAAGCCCUCCAAAGAGGUGCCCCUCACCCCCGGCGGGGGAAGCAUGGAAGGAGCUGGCCUGGGCACCUCCAGGAACCUGCUGCUGCCAGGGCACGGCUCCAGGGAAGCUCACAGCCCCGGGGGGCUUACAAAAACCUUAGAAACCUCGUCGGUCAAAUCGGAGAAUUCCGAAGACGGCAGCUCCUGGAUUCAAGAGGCCGGGAGAUAUUCCCCUCCACCAAGACAUCUGAGUCCCACCGCAUGCACACUGAGGAAGCACAAGACUAAUAGGAAGCCCAGAACCCCUUUCACCACUUCCCAGCUGCUGGCUUUGGAGCGCAAAUUCCGCCAGAAACAAUAUCUGUCCAUCGCAGAAAGAGCAGAAUUCUCCAGCUCUCUCAACCUCACAGAGACCCAGGUCAAAAUCUGGUUCCAGAACCGGAGGGCCAAGGCCAAGAGACUGCAGGAGGCCGAGUUAGAGAAGCUAAAAAUGGCAGCAAAGCCCAUGUUGCCUUCUGGGUUCAGUCUACCUUUCCCCAUCAACUCUCCCAUCCAGGCGGCCUCACUGUAUGGACCAUCUUAUCCUUUUCACAGACCUGUGCUUCCCAUCCCACCUGUAGGACUCUAUGCUACUCCUGUCGGAUAUAGCAUGUACCACUUAUCUUAA
Emys orbicularis (European pond turtle) is the source of this 777-nucleotide messenger RNA. RefSeq names its product msh homeobox 2 (gene MSX2). Bases 1 to 777 code for a protein of 258 amino acids. The record is from RefSeq and is a predicted model, not a curated record. Gene Ontology annotation, cellular component: nucleus. Lineage: Eukaryota; Metazoa; Chordata; Testudines; Emydidae. The transcript has 2 exons. Gene Ontology annotation, biological process: regulation of transcription by RNA polymerase II; embryonic morphogenesis. Gene Ontology annotation, molecular function: DNA-binding transcription factor activity, RNA polymerase II-specific; RNA polymerase II transcription regulatory region sequence-specific DNA binding.